UCCUAAGAAUUAACUGAUGCAGCGUUAAACUGGACAAAACCAGACACCGAGAUACGGAGAAAGUUAAUGAAAUGAUAGGACGAUUGCUUGAUCGGUAUCUCAAAGUAUACAUAUCAUGACCUUUAAACCUACGGCAUGAUCACCUCACUGGGUUUUAUUUCUCGUGGUAAGUAUAUAUUAAGUAAGCACGUGUCCGGUGGUGCACGAUUAGGGAAGGCGACAGCGCGCACCAAUAAUUUUUCUUGAUUCUGGAGGUCGUCGAAGCUGUCUCAGAUGUGACUUGUCCAAACGCAGCCUAUUGUGAACAGACAAACACAAAUGGCCAUGAGUGCAGAUGUAGAAAAGGGAAUGGAAAAAGUUGCUGUUGGUAGAAAGCGUGCACAUAAUGGUCGCCAGAUCAGCAAACUUUCUCUACAACCUGAAAUAAAUGUAGGUCCUGCACCAUACCACUACGAAUCGCUGGCAGUUCAAAAUCGUGAAGCCUGUGACUACUCAAUUCGCAUCUCUUUUGAAGAUGCAAAGAAGGGACUUGUGUCCCGGCCAGUGCGAGUGUAUGCAGAUGGCAUCUACGACAUGUUUCAUGCAGGACAUGCUCGACAGCUGAUGCAGGCCAAGAUGGCUUUUCCAAACACUUAUCUCAUCGUGGGAGUGUGCAGUGACGAGCUUACAAAUAAAAAGAAAGGAAGGACUGUAAUGAAUGAGUUUGAACGCUAUGAAGGUGUACGUCACUGUCGCUAUGUGGAUGAGGUUGUCGUUGAUGCACCUUGGACUUUGGACCUGGACUUCCUAACGUUGCACAAGAUCGAUUUUGUUGCUCAUGAUGAUCUUCCUUACACAACAGGCUCAGCGGAUGAUGUGUACAAGUUUGUCAAGGAACGUGGAAUGUUUUUGCCAACUGAACGAACAGAAGGGAUUUCAACCACAGAUGUCAUCACAAGAAUUAUUAAGGACUAUGAUGUCUAUGUGCGGCGUAACUUGGCCCGUGGCUAUUCACACAAAGACCUAAAUGUCAGCUAUAUGAAGGCCAAACGCAUCAAAAUCAAAGAAAACUAUACAAAGCUGGAAGAGAAAUUGAAAGACAAAGGCAAAGAGUUUAUUGCAUCAUGGAAAGAGUCAAUGGACCGUGGCAAUCUUCUCUUGCACAGAUGGGAGGAGAAGAGCAAGGAGUUUAUCGGCAAUUUUGUUGAUAUGUUUGGCAAGGAUGGAAAAUUGAACAAGUGGUUCACAGAGAAUACAAUGCGUAUUGGACGUGCUCUCUCCCCAUCAAGAAGCCCUCCUCGGAGUUCUUCACCUUCACCAACAGAUUUUGAAGAUAUUGAUGUAAGCCCUCCUGCCAAGAGAGGGCGCUAUUCUCCUGGACUGAGUGCUGAUGACUUCACUGAUGAUGAAGAUUAUCAAGAUGAUGGAAAGUAGAACUCGUCAUUCACAGUAUAGCUUAAUGUAAACCACAGCUAUGGGCCUUUUCUAGAGAAUGAUUUUGCAGCAAUAUUAAAAGGAAGCAAAACAUGUUAAUUUGUACUUUAGCAGGAGUAGAUGUCACUUGUUUGGGGUUCAGUCUGGUAGAAAGAGAAGAAUAAACUGACUGCUUCCACCAAAUUUUCAUGGGGCAUUAAUUAUCACCAUUUAAAGCAACCUCAAUGUGGGGGAAUGUUAUGUGGAGAUGUAUGUAAGUUCUGUGGGAUCCAGCUGUAAAAUUUGCUUGUAAAUGUCUAUUAUUUAUAUAAAACAGUAUUGGGAAAACAUGGCUUCACUCUUUUUUUAUUUUUAUUUUAUUUGCAUCAACCUUUAUUUCAA
Pomacea canaliculata is the source of this 1794-nucleotide messenger RNA. RefSeq names its product choline-phosphate cytidylyltransferase B-like. Lineage: Eukaryota; Metazoa; Mollusca; Gastropoda; Architaenioglossa; Ampullariidae. Gene Ontology annotation, molecular function: phosphatidylcholine binding; choline-phosphate cytidylyltransferase activity. The record is from RefSeq and is a predicted model, not a curated record. The transcript has 9 exons. The coding region runs from base 319 to 1413 and encodes 364 amino acids. Gene Ontology annotation, biological process: CDP-choline pathway.